Molecule: messenger RNA, 2956 nt
Organism: Vanessa atalanta (red admiral)
Lineage: Eukaryota; Metazoa; Arthropoda; Insecta; Lepidoptera; Nymphalidae
Product: triadin-like
Exons: 5
Coding region: 152-1150 (332 amino acids)
Source: RefSeq, a predicted model, not a curated record
GUCGCAAUUUUUGGCACGUCACAGCCGCGUCAUCAUGUCUCCGUGUCUGCUUUUAUCGCUUGGGAAUUAAUUUAUUCGACAUAAUCAUACCUUAUCGAAACGUUUUUAUGUGGACUGUAAAGUAAAGACUGUCUCGAAAUUAUUUUUUAAGAUGGAAUUAUUACGGCAGGUAUCCAAUACGCAGUUUCUGUUUCCUGCGGCAGCUGUAGCGGUUGUUUUAGUAUGCGCUGCGCUUGUAUUUAUAUUCGGGUUCCACACGGCGGAACAGCCGCAAUUCGAUAAGCUACCUUUAAUUGUCGAUGACAGGAAAUCUUCAAACAAGAAAAGGAAAACGAAAGAGAAGAAGUCUUCUCCAAACCGUACUUCAAAUGAAGAUGCGAAAUCUAAAACAGAAAGCACUAAAAAAUCACCAGCAAAGGAGAAAAAAGAGGAUAAGGUGAAAGAAGUUGAAAAGCCCAAGCCUAAGGAAAAGGCUGAAACUAAGGUUGUAAAGCCUGCAGCUGAUAUCAAGAAGGCUAAGAAAGGUAAAGCUGUCUCUGAUGCAGAGAAACCUGCAGAUUUUGAUGAGGGUGUUUGGGAAGAAGUCCCAAAGAAGAGUGAUAAGAAAGUCAGUAAAGUGAGUAAAGUAAAGCCAGAUGAUAAGGACAAGAAAGAGAGUCCCUCUAAGAAGAAUAAGAAGAAGACUAAGGAAGCAGAUGUUGAAGCUGCUCAGCCAGCUGAGGAACCCGAACAACCUUCAGGUACUAUUAAAGUACUGAGUGCUGAGGGCCCAUAUGUUGAUGAAGAUGCAGCCAAAGCUUUGCAGGCUCAAGUAGAAGAAUUACAAAGAGUCCUUAAAGAGGCUGAACGUCGUGACCAAAUUCAACUUGGGUCUGUUGAGGAAGAUGAUGUGCCAGAAAAUGAAUUAACUGAAGUGAAAGAUCUCAGAAGCAACAAGAAAAAGGAAAAUAAAGAAAAACAAAUCAAGAAAAAGGCUAAUGAGGCUACUGCAGUAGCUAAAAACAUCAAACCAGAGGAAAAUGAAAAUUUGGAAUCUUCUGAAAAGCAAGAAGAUAAACCUGCAGGUCCAGUGUUUGAUGAGCUUGGAGAUACUUGGACAGAUGCAAAAGUGGCUAAAAAGAGCAAAAAGAAACCUCGCAAAGACCAGUGAGGUCUUUACAGGGUCCGGCCGGGUGUCUGCCCCAGUGCUAGCUCAAUGCUGUUCACAUCACUCAUAAAACUACAAUGCCGUUUUUUUUGUUAAAGUAAUUUAUGACAUGAUACUUAAAAUGUUUUUUAUAGUACUCUUUAGUUUAUAAAGAAAUAUACUAUCAAAUUAAUAUUAAUCGAAUGAUUAUGUGAAUGUGACAUUACAAUUGUAGUUUUAUAUGGUGUGAAUAUAUUUUAAGUUUUAAUUAUGUAACUGUUCUUACACAUUCAGAUUACUUACGUCCAUGUUUUAGUUUCAUAUUUUAUGUUAUGACUUGUUUUUCAUAAUAAUUUAAUUAUUUGUUUUCACUGAUGCAUAAUAAUACAAAUUGUUUUUAUAUGUUUUUAAAGAGUCAUUAUAUUUUUAUGAGAGAAAUCUUUUGGAAUCUGCAAUAUAUUUGGUGUUACUACCUUAAUCUGAUGAGAUUUAAAGUAUAUUCAAAAUUACUAAAUAUUUUUUUAAUUAAAUACGGUGUAAGAAAUGACAUUUUUUAGAUCAUUAUUCAAUUUAGUAUUUAUGUAGUAAAUAGUUUUAAACCUUUCAAACCUUUAACAUUAAAUAUCCUGGUGCUUGUAGCGGUAAGUGUCUUGACUCCAUUCCAUGUGUGUAUUUUAUUCUUGAUUAACAAUUACAAACCGAAUUUUCAUGUGAAUUAAAUUCAUUACUAUUUCUUAAUAAGGUACUAAUAUGUAAUUAUAAUUUUAAAAGACGGUAAAAAUAUAUUAACCAUUGCCAAUAUUAAGGCAAACAUAAUAUGUAAAAACCAGUGAAAUACUGUAUCAUUUUCGUCUGCUUAAACAGCAUAUGUCGGAUUAUCCGUCCAUAUUCCUCCAAUACUAUAUUCCUGUUUCAGUGUUCAUACAGAGCCUAAUCUAUGAGUUAUUAUUGUAGUCAAAAUAGCUCUUACAAUUGAAUGUAGUAUAACAUCGAUUAUUUUAUUGCAGAUUCCUGUUUUGUAUAUUAGAUAUAAGGAUAAUAUAAGACAUCAGAAUAAAAAAAUAUUCAAUACUACUUUUCACGACCUGUUCGGAAAUUAUACUCUUAAUUUAUUUUCAAUCAUGAAAGAUGAAAAGCGUCAACCAGGGAAUACUAAUUGAUUGUAAGAUUUCAAAAUUAUUUUGCGAUUUACGCAAUAUGUAGCGACAUGUCUGCGAUCUGUAAUGAUCUUGGCUCCGUUUUUUUCUACUAUAUUUAAUUGUUUUGAGUUGUGCGUUCUUUAUCUUGUGAUAUCAGUUCGUGUCAGAGGGUAAUCUGUAGGCAAUCAGUUUGUUGCAAUAAGUAAUUUAAGUAAGAUUGUUAAUGUAACAGCGAAAUUCCGUUGAGCGCACUCAUGGAAUUUACCAAUAUUUUUUAUUGUUAAUUAAUUAUAUCGCUGUAGGUGAAUUUAAUAUAGGAAAGAUAUUGGAAGAGAGGUUUAUUUUCAGUUAUUUGUGUUUCUUUAAAAUUGUGCUCAGUUAUUUAUUUCUAGACAUUUGUACUUAGGGCCUAAACAAUCUUAAAGUGUGAAAAAAUAAACUUCAAGACUUCUUACUUUUACUUUUAAACCUUUCGUUCAAUGUUUAAGAACAUUAGGGGUAAAAUAUAUUUUCGACUUUUUAUUCGUAGAUUAAGUGAAUCGCGAAUCGAAAGUCAUCGAUUCAAUUAGACAGACUUAUCAUAUUAUCGUAUAGUGUCAUCGUAUCAUGAGGAUGUUGUCUAUAGGCUCUAAAACGUAAUGAAUGUGUAAUAUAAAUAUUUUUUUAAAAUCAAUAAAGAGUGAUAUUAAUA